AGUGCGAGUCUUGGAGCGCUCUUGUCAGUCACGGGUUUCCCCGCGAAGGAGCAGACGAAAAACGUCGUUAUUUCAUCCUUUUUUUUUCUUUGGCUUUGGCAGUUAAGGGCGCGCACGGACGUGAACAUGUCGACAUGGACUUUGUGAGGCUGUUUGGCGCCUUGGUCGCCGUCCUCUUCCACCACGCGUCCGCCGCUAAGAUCAAUGGCCAACGGAUCUGCCGGCGAGGUACCGAGCGCCCGUGCUACAAGGUGUCCUACAUCCCGGACCGCCGGCGUAGGCUGACCUUUCAAGAGGCAAGGCAGGCGUGCAGGGCGGACGGCGGCGAGCUGCUCAGCAUCGAAACAGAGAGCGAGCAGCGGCUGAUCGAGAGGUUCAUACAGCAGCUGCACGCCGCAGAUGGAGACUUCUGGAUUGGCCUUCGUCGCAGCCCCCAGCGCUUGAGGGGUGGCGGUGGCAACCCGGGAUGCCCCUCCCAGUACUUCUGGCUAGACGGGAGCAAGGCCAAGUUCAGAAACUGGCACUGGGACGAGCCUUCCUGUGGCGGGGAAAUGUGCGUGGUGCUUUACUACCAGCCGUCUGCACCACCUGAUGAGGAAGGUCACUUCCUGUUCCAGUGGAAUGACGACAACUGCAACGCCAAGAACAACUAUGUCUGCAAGUAUUCUCGAGAAAAGGCACCAGUAUUCACCGAGCAAGGGAACAUAGCACGAGAAGUUCCAACUGUGAGGCCAAACAUAUUCUUCACAACGGCAGGUGAUGUGUCCAAUAAAGUAGGACUGCCCGAGUCAUCAGUGUCUUUCUCAACCAACACCGUGUACGUUCCCUACAUCCUGUAUGCAACCAUUCCUGCCUUGUUGCUGCUGUUGCUUGCAGUUGCUGGCUUCUUCUGCUACAGACAACAAGCUAAGCGCAGGAAGACGGAGACCAAAAGCCCCACCGGCCGAGGCAAACCGUGGACGCCCACGGAUACGCCGUCUUGCCCACUUCAAGGACCUUACGCCUUCAGCGACAUCACCCUGCUUUCUCACCUUUCUCCUGACAGCACUCUGCCGGCGGACUUCAUCACCAAGUACUGCACUCCCGCCAAGGACCCCCAGUGGAACGACUAUGAGAAUGUGUUGAUAGCAGACAGGGAGAGCGGCUUUGUGAACAACGACAUCUACGAGAGCAGCAGGGCUCAGGGUCGACGCUGCCGCGCUCAGGACGGUUGGGUCGAAAAUGAGAUCUAUGGGUAGGACUGGUCAGGUAUGUGGCCUGUUGUCAUGACAACAUGUGUGGGGCAGGAUUCCUACACGUGGUGGAUUUGGAUUUAUGGUCAACUUAGAGCGCACUCAUUUUAGGCCAUAUCUACCGUACUGGACUGUGUGGAUUAUUUCCAGUCUUAUUUCGAAUUAUUCUGAUUAUCUGAUUAUCAUGGCAGGUGGCAUUAAUUACUUGCAAAGAGGAGCGAUCACAAUAAUGAAAUGACGCACGCAAAUAGUCGCAGGUGAGCUAUUUUUCUUCUUUUAUGAAAUCUGUCAGUUAUCAUUAGGGAACCUUUUCAAAACAUGUCAAAGAAACUCUUGAAGGGGACCUACAAUGAUUUUAAUCUACAUUUCAGGGGUGUCCAGUCUUUUUCCAUAAAGGGCCACGUAACACCUUGUCAAAGUAUGCAGGGGCCAUUUUGAUCAUUUUUUAUUUUGUAAAAAAAAAAUGAUGAAAACAUAUUUAAAGACAAAACUCAAUGUCAGCUUUGAGUUAUAGGUGACGAUACUAUUACUAGUACUAGUUAUUUUAGGGUGUUAAUAGUGGGGCCAGGGGGCCAUUUGCAGACAGCAGGUCAGGGUUUUGUUGCCCCACGACAUAUUGUUGGGAAAAAAACAACAGUAAAAAUGUAAGAAAAAAGAGCAAAAAGACAUACUAUGCUGAAAUUUUGAUUGUAAUGAGAAUCAACUUUAUUAGCCAGGUAUGUUUAACACUCUAGGACAUUUGACUUGGUUGUGAUCUCUUUGUUCAAUGUCAACAAUAAAUAUUAACAAUUAACUAAAAAUAUGAACAAAUAAAUAACUAAUAUGUGCAGAGCUCAUAAAAAAUGUUUAAAGGUGAAUGAAGCAAAAAAACUUAAAUAUAUAUGUUCACAGUGACAGAUAUAUAAUACUGUAAAUUGCGGACUAAAAGACACUACUUUUUUCCUACACUUUGUCCCCUGCGGCUUAUAAAACGUUGCGGCUAAUUUGAGAUUUUUUCUUCGCUAAAGGCUAUAAUGUUUUGAAUUCAACAAAUAGUUUUCAACAGACACUGAAAAUUGUUAUUGUUUGUGCCAUGGCGCCCUCUUUUGUUACCAAUGAUUGUCACACACACACACUAGGUGUGGUGAAAUUUG
This is a messenger RNA of Entelurus aequoreus (snake pipefish), 2365 nucleotides long. RefSeq names its product layilin b (gene laynb). Gene Ontology annotation, molecular function: hyaluronic acid binding. The coding region runs from base 135 to 1238 and encodes 367 amino acids. The record is from RefSeq and is a predicted model, not a curated record. NCBI's taxonomy places the organism in Eukaryota, Metazoa, Chordata, Actinopteri, Syngnathiformes, Syngnathidae. The transcript has 7 exons.